Molecule: messenger RNA, 315 nt
Organism: Parnassius apollo (apollo)
Lineage: Eukaryota; Metazoa; Arthropoda; Insecta; Lepidoptera; Papilionidae
Source: the annotation of a GenBank genome assembly
AUGGUGGAUCCUUUGAAAAUCUUCUGGGUUCUAACUAAUAGCACCUAUCUUGUGACGAAAUUCAUUCGUAUCGGCAUCGCAGACAAGAAUGAUAACCCUCCAUACUUCGACAAGGAGCUGUACGAAGCAGAAGUGGACGAGAAUGAAGACAUCCAACAUACUGUACUUACAGUUACCGCCAAAGAUCACGAUGAAUGGGCUUGUGUAACCACUAGAUAUAAAUAUCGAAUAGACUGUGAUAUUGGUCGCAAAUCACAAGACAUAUCCGAUAUCGCUUAUAAAGUGAACGAAAAUUUUCCAAUAAAGCUCUAUUGA